AUGGCUUUUAAAGAUAUUGGAAAGACACUCAUGGCACCCGAGGUUACAAUUCACCGAAUUAGGAUUAACCUCAGCAGCCAUAAAAUGAAAUUUAUGGUGAAGCUGUGUCCUGACUUGAUCAGAGGGGCAAAGAAAAAGAAUCUACAAGUGAAAGGAUUCAUUUGCUUGCCUACUAAGACCUUGAGAAUCAUUACAAGAAAAAUGCCCUACUGGACCCCAGAAACACCUUGCAGCAAAGGUUCCAAGACAUGGGGUCAUUUCGAUAAGCAUCUUUAUAAGUGACUUACUGAUUUGCAUAGUCCUUUUGAGAUUGUUAAACAAAUUACUUCCAUCAGUACUGAGGCAACAGUAAAGGUUAAAAUCACCAUUGCAGAUUCCUAUAGCAGCCAACAGGAGCAGGGAUAUGCUGUCAAGUAA
Messenger RNA from Cavia porcellus (domestic guinea pig), 417 nucleotides. Its product is annotated as small ribosomal subunit protein uS10-like. Gene Ontology annotation, cellular component: ribosome; cytosolic small ribosomal subunit. NCBI's taxonomy places the organism in Eukaryota, Metazoa, Chordata, Mammalia, Rodentia, Caviidae. Gene Ontology annotation, biological process: translation. The record is from RefSeq and is a predicted model, not a curated record. Gene Ontology annotation, molecular function: structural constituent of ribosome.